Haliotis rufescens (red abalone) is the source of this 1059-nucleotide messenger RNA. RefSeq lists its product as uncharacterized. NCBI's taxonomy places the organism in Eukaryota, Metazoa, Mollusca, Gastropoda, Lepetellida, Haliotidae. Gene Ontology annotation, molecular function: ubiquitin-protein transferase activity. The transcript has a single exon. The coding region runs from base 53 to 646 and encodes 197 amino acids. The record is from RefSeq and is a predicted model, not a curated record.
AGAUUUUUAGCUCUUUUGUACCACAGCAGAGCAACAUCUACUUCAAAAGGCUAUGGCACGUUUCCAAAGUCUUGAUGAUAAAGAAAUGGACUCACUGGUAACUUUCUUUGGUAUCAAUGGCUACUUUGAAAUGCCAAACUGUAGGGAAAUCUCAGAUCAAAUCGCAGAGAUUGCCAAGAAGCAGUUGUGUGAUACCCCACGUCCUCUUUACGAUGCCAUGCGACGUGGUAUUCCAAGUUUACACUUGUCAUCAUUCUGGGCGCAGUUAACGAUUGACGAAAUUUCAGCUCUCAUCAUCUCCCAGCGUCCUACCCCUAAGAAGGUGGUAGACUGUAUAUUGUCGGAGGAGGAAUUCGUCAGACCAGAGGAGGAAAAGGUUCUGUACUUCUUGAAACAGUUUGUGAGAGGACUAGAUCAGGAAGACCUCCUCUCAUUUCUGCAUUUCGUUACAGGGUCAAUCCACAUGCCAGUAGGGGGAAUUAAGGUAUCCUUCACAAAACUGGCUGGGGAAUUAAGGAGACCCAUUGUACACACAUGCUCAAAUCUGAUAGAAAUAAGUGUGCUGUAUUCCUCUUUUCAGGAGUUCCGUCGUGAAAUGACGCGGUAUUUGAGGAACGAAUAUGCUUUCCAAUUUUCAAUUCUGUAAGCUUAGCAGAAGGGUGCAUUUGAUAUAUACAGUUAAGGAAAUGUGAAUGUACAGGUUUCUUGGCCUGGAACCCUGUCAUUAGCCAAUCACGAUCAGAACUGAGUAUUCACCAAGUCAUGACACAAUGCAUUGCCGAUUAUGAAUGUUUUAAAUGAAGAUCUUUCUAUAUAUAACACUUGAGAUGCAUCUUCUUUGGUAUGUUUAUUGUUCAGGAUACAGAAAACGUUAAGUAAAUACGCUUUGUUUAAUGUGAAUACGUUUGUUAUGCAUAUUUCUACAUGUGGGGUGGACGUAUACAAGUUGGGUUUUUUUCUAUCAAAGUAAUUGUAACUGUACAUACUAUUACAUAAAAGAAAUUGAAUUUCCUUGGCAUUGUUUGCGUUUAUGUUUCCUUAAACAGAAAUAUACUUUAC